AUGGCAUUUAACGACAACCCGAACACCCAAGACUUUGAUGAUCAGCAGGUUAUGCUGCCCAAUUCGCUAGGUGCGCAAGCGCCAGGACUGCCGGCACAAGGCCCCGUGUUGAACGGUGUCGUUGGUCAGCCCGGAGGUCCUCAUGACAUGGAUGGUGAAGUGGUGACUGGAGUUAGUGUGCCUGGAAGCGGUGGCGUUGAGUCAGCUGCUCAGCCGGGACACGUUGAAGGCAGAGUGGGUUCGACUGCUCAGCUGUCUCAGCCUGCGGUUGCUAGCUACGGCGGAUGUGCCACUGGUUCGCAACCUGGGGUGGUAGUGACAGAGAUCCGUGCUCAGCAGCAGGCGAGCGCGGGUGGAUCGAUGUCUUUCUUGAAUGGGAUGGUCAGGGCUGUUCAGGCUCUACAGGCCCAGGUCUCCAAUACACCACCGAGAACUCAGGAUCAGGAGGCUGGCUAUGCUUCGGCUAUGUCAGGGAGCCCUGAAAGGGAUCAUCGUCCUCCGUCUGCGGGACAAGUUCCUCAGACGCCACUGUUUGAUCAGCAGUCGUUUGAUCGUCUUCAGAGGAUGAGCCAAGCUGCUCCCCACUUGUAUUCGGUGGCAGAUCAGACUGGUGUUCAAGCGGACCCAAUGUCAUCUACGCCGAGCUCAAGAGAAGAUUGCUUGGAGAUGGUAGGGAUUCUUUGUCUAGGAUACGCGGCACCGAGAAUGCCCGCUGCGGCAGGUCAGGUUGGCCCGGAUGGGGUAACUACCCUACAGGGAAACCCUAACCCUAAUGACCCCUUGAGUAUAGUGCUUACGGGGAUGGCUCAGCUUCAGGGUCUAGUAUCUGAGUUAGCUCAUAGUCCCAAGAACACUGAUAAACCAGAGGUCAUAAAGCCAGGUGUAGCUGUUCUCCCAGAGCUUCCAAGCUCAGGUCCUGAAGCCUGUCUUUCGUUUGCAGACUGGAUUCAUUCAAGCCGUCCGGCUCUGGCGGAUGUGAGCGACUCCUCUGAGGAGUUAUGGAGUACAGUUUUACAGGAAGCCGGCUUAUGGUACAGCAACUAUCUUAAGUUGGACCCGAUGUCUAAGCUAACAUCCCGACCUCUUCCUUCCGCGACCCUCACUCAACCCAAGUGGGCCCGUGUGUCUCGUCGGAUUGAGACUAUGCUGUUGAAUGCUGCUCCGACGGCAAUCAGGGAUGAGAUAAGCUCGGCAAGGGUUUCCGGACUUCUUCAAGUAGUAUGCCGCUUAUAUGUCAUAUAUGCCCCAGGUGGACUUUCUGAAAGAGAACUGGGUUUGCGUAACAUUCAAGACCCAUCACCCGCCACCACUGUGAAGGAAGCAAUUACCUCGCUGAGACGUUGGCAGAGGUGGUGUGCGAGGAUGAAGGAGCUUGGAGGCACGCUACCUGAUUGUGCGCUGAGGGUUAAGGCCUUAGAGAAGAUAGCUAAGGGUCCCCUUAGUGCAUAUCCAGAUGUGUCUUUCAGAGUUAAUCUGAUGCGUGCUUCUCUGCAAGUUGACAUGAGCCCUGACGACUCUAAGGUUGACCAGCUUCAUGCACAGAUACUAGGGGAGUUUGAAGCAAUAGGGCAUAAGGUAGGUAAGGAGAAGGAUGGCGAAAGGGAUAAGGGUAGGGACGGGGCAUCGCAGGCUGCUAAGGUUAGAGGUGUUGAUGCCCAGGAGCAAGAAACUGCUAGUCCCAAGGCCCCUAAGGCCCCGAAGGCAAACCCUAAGAGCCCCCCAAACCCUAAGACGCCGUCAGCAGCUCAGUCAUCUACCCGACCGCAGUGUACCUUUUACCUGAGCCCCGCUGGUUGCAAGAAGGGCGCGGACUGCACGUUUGAGCAUAGCUGGUCUUCCAUUCCGGUUGCUGAUCGCUCAGGAAGGUGCAAGAAUUGCGGAGGUAAGGGCCAUCGUACUACCGAGUGCAAGGCAGGUGUUAAGCAAGAAGAGAAGGCGAAACCUAAAGGGGUUAGUACUAAUGCAAAGGCAAUUGGAGCCGGGACUCAGUCUGUUCCAAUUCCACCACCGCCGCCGAGCAAGGAUGCUAUGCUAAAGUCCAUGUUGGCAGAUGCAGCCUCUUUGCAUAGUCAAAGCCUUCCCAACACCGAGACCCAGCCAGUCCCUGCAGUACCGAUAAGUACCCCUACCAGCCCUCCGGCUGGUGUCUCCACAGUAUCUUCUCACGCUGCAAAUUCUGUUACGGCGGGCGGGCACGCCGGUCACCCUGGAAGCACUGAGCGCCCAGCUCGAGAGCCUACGUGCCAUGGCAAGGUCACAUGA
Messenger RNA from Symbiodinium sp. CCMP2456, 2262 nucleotides. The record is from the annotation of a GenBank genome assembly. Lineage: Eukaryota; Dinophyceae; Suessiales; Symbiodiniaceae.